CAAAUACAUGAUCAGGUUGUGGUAACGAAAUGUAAAGAUGGUAGUAUUGUAAGUAAAUGCUAUCAAGAAGGUGAUCAUAUUCUUGAUGUUGAUGGUGUACGGGUAUAUUCGAAAGCUGAUGCAAAGGAACGGAUAAUUGCUGGUUUAAGGAGUGCAUCUUGCGUUUCCACUGUUGUUGAAAGAAAAGAACCUGAAGAUUCAACUUCUAUUAGUAAUCGAGUAUUGCUAUUGGUUGGUGAUCGAAAUCCAAAAAUGGCACCAGAUGCGAUAAAAAUUGGACAACGUGAAGCGGCAAGGAUACGUGCAUGUGCUGGAAGACAAUUCCCGUUAAAAAGUAUAUUACGUACAUCAUCCUAUAAAUCACCUACUACAUUACAUUUUGAUAUGAAGCCGCUAAUAAUGAGAGUAGCAAGUGAUACAAAAGAACCAAAUCGUUUGGUGCAUGUGAAAAAAAAAGAGCCUAAUCGCGGAUUUCUGAAUCUUUUAUUUGGCAAACGAAGUAAUAUUGGAAAUAAACGAAAAGAUUUCCAGUAA
Loa loa (African eye worm) is the source of this 534-nucleotide messenger RNA. RefSeq lists its product as hypothetical. The annotation marks the transcript as partial. The record is from RefSeq and is a predicted model, not a curated record. Lineage: Eukaryota; Metazoa; Nematoda; Chromadorea; Rhabditida; Onchocercidae. The transcript has 4 exons.